This is a messenger RNA of Cricetulus griseus (Chinese hamster), 477 nucleotides long. RefSeq names its product eosinophil-associated, ribonuclease A family, member 10 (gene Ear10). Gene Ontology annotation, molecular function: nucleic acid binding; RNA nuclease activity. Gene Ontology annotation, biological process: chemotaxis; innate immune response in mucosa. The record is from RefSeq and is marked validated. Lineage: Eukaryota; Metazoa; Chordata; Mammalia; Rodentia; Cricetidae.
AUGGGUGUGAAGCUGCUUGAGUCCCGACUUUGUCUCCUGCUGCUGCUGGGAUUUGUCAUAAUGGUUGCCUCUUUCCAGAUCCCACCGGGUUUAACCCCUUCCCAGUGGUUUGAAAUUCAGCAUGUAAAUAAUAGAACCAAUCUCCGAUGCAAUCCUGAAAUGAGGGUAGUUAACGGAUACACAAGACGAUGCAAGAACAUAAAUACUUUUCUUAAUACAAGUUUUGCUGCUGUCGCUCGUGUGUGUGGCGAACCAAAUACUAAUUGCACUAGGAGUCCUGGUACAAAUUGUCAUAACAGUUCAGCUCCAGUAUCUUUAACAUACUGCAACCUUACAAGUCGAGGAAGUCAUUAUACACAAUGCCAAUACCAAAUGACGCCAGCAACGAUGUUCUACAGAGUGGCUUGUGACAAUAGCACCCCACAAGACAAUGGUUCCUAUGCAGUGGUUCCAGUUCACUUGGAUGAUAUAUAUUAG